Messenger RNA from Daldinia caldariorum, 465 nucleotides. RefSeq names its product proteasome maturation factor UMP1. The coding region runs from base 1 to 465 and encodes 154 amino acids. The record is from RefSeq and is a predicted model, not a curated record. Gene Ontology annotation, biological process: proteasome assembly. The transcript has a single exon. Gene Ontology annotation, cellular component: cytoplasm; nucleus. Lineage: Eukaryota; Fungi; Ascomycota; Sordariomycetes; Xylariales; Hypoxylaceae.
AUGCGCAUAGUCCCCCCCGCCUCCUACACCAGCACCUUCAAAGCGACGAACACAUCGGCGCCCUCGGCGCCGGGCAUCCACGACACACUCCGGCACGGCGUCGGGCCGUCCCCUGCUGGUGGUGAUUCCUCGUCCCCCGCGCCCCCCGUCUCGCGCCACCCGCUCGAGGCGCGCCUCAAGGCGUGGGAGUCGACGCAAGAGGCCCUGCGCAUGGAGACCCUGCGGCGCACCUUCGGCAUGGCCGAGCCCAUCCGCCGCGGCAUGGAGCUCAAGAUCGUCCGCGACGGCCAGUGGCGGCCCCAGGCCCUGGGCGGCGGGCCCGGCGCCCGCAGCGUUCACGAGGAUAUCCUCCGCGGCCGGGACGCCACUCUCGACUGGGAGGACGUCUUUACCGGCGAGGAGCAGCGCGCCGCCGUCUCCGUUCACGACGAGAUGGAGCGGAAGCUGAAGAUCCAGGAUAUGUAG